Messenger RNA from Pungitius pungitius (ninespine stickleback), 2781 nucleotides. RefSeq names its product proteoglycan 4b (gene prg4b). Bases 256 to 2340 code for a protein of 694 amino acids. The transcript is spliced from 14 exons. The record is from RefSeq and is a predicted model, not a curated record. Lineage: Eukaryota; Metazoa; Chordata; Actinopteri; Perciformes; Gasterosteidae.
UCCCCCUGUUGCUCAGGAGUAUGUGUCUGGCACAGAUGUGCGUUGAUGUGCUUCCAGCCGUUUGUGGGAAACCGUGACGCCUGGGUCAUGGUCUGGGCCGGUCUGGACCGGAGGAUCCUCCCUGCGGGCUGUGAGAUCAUCACACAUUUAAUUAGCCAGGAUCUACCAAUUAACAGACAGUCAGCUCUCUCUGCCUUUUAAAAGCAGCCGAGUCAAGCAUCCAGCAGUUGUCUGACAGAGGCUCAAACAAGAAGGAUGUCUUCCACUGUACUUUCUACUGUUAUUUUGCUGGCGUGUGCCUUGGCAUUUAGUGCUGCUCAGACGAGUUGUAAAAGUCGAUGUGGUGCUGAGUACUACAGGGGCUACAUGUGUCAGUGUGACUACAACUGUCUGUCUUAUGGAGAGUGCUGCAAAGACUUUGAAUCCGAAUGCACCACAAAAAACUCGUGCAAAGGACGGUGUGGUGAAAACUUCAAAAGAGGCCGGCUGUGUACCUGCGACCCGAACUGCAAUGAGUACAAACAGUGUUGUCCAGAUCACAAAGCCCACUGUGAAGCAGAGGAAGAAAUCAUCAGUGCAGCCAGUGCAGCAGCACCAGUGAAGACUGAUUCGUGCAAUAAUGUAAAUGGUAACAAGCCUAAAGGCCAAGCCCUUAAACCUUUAUUCGUGAACGUUGCCACAGAGCCGACUGUAAAUGAAGCAGCAGAGCCUUCUACACUCAGCAAGGGAAAGCAUCCAGAUAUCGACGAACAAAUUCUCCCCAAAGAUGACUCCUCCAAUAAUGAAGUGGAGAACCCAGAGGACGUUCAGCUCCAAGAGAGCACCAGUGGCCCGUCACCAGCUGACCUGCUGGAUCCACUCCCUGUGGACCUCACUGAGGCUCCAGAUGCUCUGGAGUUCACUACAGAGACAACCACAGCCUCCUCCCAGCCACAAACCCCCGCCUCAGACCACGGACCAACACGGGCUGAGGCCUCCCCGGACCCCGCCGCUGUAGACGCCCCCAAUGAGAGCGAAGUUGCCAACGAUGCUGAAGAUGUCUCCAGCCAGCCGACUGCAACUCCAGUUCCCCAAACGGUACCCACGGAGGUCGAGGCGGAAGAGCAGGAAGAAGUGGACCCUGAGGGUCUCCCCGAGUCCCCCCUUCUGCCUGCAGCCCCCUCUGAUGAACCAGAGGUAACAUCUCCCUCCAAAACAUCCUCACACACAACUGUGGCCCCGAUGUCCACAGAAGCCACACAGGCCCCCCCCUCCUCCUCCCCCCCUGGUGGCCCGGACGACUCUCAGAUCCCCACCGUCCCUGCUUCCACGCCGGACCCGACACCCGUCCCCGAGGCGACCGCUUCCAGCAAACUGGAAGACGCCGACAGCGUCACAACAGGCCCCGCUUCUGCUCUGGCGGACCUUGAGGGUCCCGCAACCCCGACCCUCACGCCGGAACCGACCAAACCCGCACCAUCUGAGGUCACCCCAAAACCCCAAGAUAAACCCGACGCGGAUGAUUCAUCGCCACUUGAACCGGGUCCUGCUAAACCCAGCUCCAAACCUGAGACCAAGCCCCUGAUCCCUGCGCAGACCCUCAACACGGACAAUCCCAGAGAAUACCAAGCAGAUGACAGCAACGAUACUGACCUGUGUAGUGGGCGGCCGGUCGGCGCAGUGACCACGCUGAAGAACGGCACCAUGGUGGUUUUCCGAGGGCACUACUUCUGGUCUCUGGACAAAUCCAUGGUUCCUGGUCCGGCUCGCGUCAUCACACAAGUGUGGGGCGUCCCUUCCCCCAUCGACACCGCCUACACCCGCUGCAACUGCCAAGGCAAAACAUAUAUAUUCAAGGGAUCCCAGUACUGGAGAUUUGAAAAUGAUGCGUUGGAACCCAACUAUCCAAAGCCCAUUAAAACUGGCUUUGAUGGGCUUCGGGGUCAAAUCACAGCUGCUCUGUCUGUGCCUCAGUACCAAACGAGGAGAGAGUCAGUUUACUUCUUCAAGAGAGGAGGAUCGGUGCAGAAAUAUUCAUACAAGUUUGGCCCCAGUGCAUCGUGUGGAAGGAAAGUCCAGUCCCCUGUUUACACGGUCCACAGUCGAAUGGUUCGAUCAGCAGCAUCUCAUCUUGAGCCAGCGGUAAACAUCCGGACAUCUUGGAGAGGGUUCCCCUCCACCAUCACAGCUGCCGUGUCCGUCCCGAGCAGCAGAGAUCCAGAGAGAUACAAAUACUACGUCUUCUCAAGAUCCACAUCGUACAACGUGAGGAUUUCUAGCAAUCGUCCUGUCGUUUCUGCUCCUUCAGCCAACGAGCCUCCUCAGAGCAACAACUUCGUCAAAUGCCCAAAGAAAGCGUGAGGAAGGAAAGAGGCAUCAAAUACAGCGUUUAUUACAUGUUUAUUACGUACUUCAUAAAACAAUGCUUAAGCAUGGACUGAUUUCACAAAACAACUUUAACAGUAGAGAAAAAAGAAACUAAAAACAGCCUUUAAAACACGCAAACAUAGUCGUGGCUGAAAACAAUAUGAAAACAUUGGUUGGAAAAUAUCUUUUAUGUUUUUGAAGGGAAUGGAAACUUCUUUCACCGAGUUUUCAAACGGUCGCUUCAUCUUGCGAAUCGUCUCCCAUGAACUCCCCGAGAAGGAAAUCCCUGACCUGUGGGGAGAUUAAAAAAAGUCAACCUGCUCUAGUGACGUAAAGAAUUUGUACAGCGGCUGUACAAGAUGUGUAGGAAAUGUUAACAAUGACAUGUGUUUGAUCCAAUAUUUCUAUCAACAAUAAACUUGUACAACACCAAAA